UGCAACCGCUACUCCUUUGAUAUACCGGUACUCGUGAGGUUUUAGCAUUGGAUUGUCUGCCCGAGUUCUAAUGCUCAGCCAGUUGCGCCAAACGGGAGGGCGGCCAUGGGGCGGAAUGCGACCCGACACGCUGACUCUGUGUCUCCUCUGCUUGGCCUGCUUCGCGAGAAGCGCUUUCUCAACCGUGAUACCAGUUACAGGCUACUCGGUUACUCGCGUUGACUUCACCUACAUGACUUUCAUACAUUACUACACACGCUUAAGUUCCGAGACGAUGGGAACCUUCCUCAGUCGCUUGGCUACAAACUGCAAUGCCGACUCCACCUGCAAGAGCUUUGACACGGAUGGAUACACGUACACUUACGCGUAUAGCGACGUAACUAAUUAUUUGAUGUCUCAAGUCGGCAACGUCAUUUACUACAAGAGCGCUGUGCCUUCCACAUCUCCGUCGCCUUCGCCGCCGUCACCCUCGCCGCCGUCGCCCUCGCCGCCGUCACCCUCACCGCCGUCGCCUUCGCCGCCGUCACCUUCGCCGCCGUCACCCUCGCCGCCGUCGCCUUCGCCGCCGUCACCCUCGCCGCCGUCGCCUUCGCCGCCGUCACCCUCGCCGCCGUCACCCUCGCCUUCACCGCCGUCGCCCUCGCCGCCGUCACCUUCGCCGCCGUCGCCUUCGCCGCCGUCACCCUCGCCGCCGUCACCUUCGCCGCCGUCGCCUUCGCCGCCGUCACCCUCGCCGCCGUCGCCUUCGCCGCCGCCGCCGUCGCCUUCGCCGCCGUCGCCUUCGCCGCCGUCGCCUUCGCCGCCGCCGCCGUCGCCUUCGCCGCCGUCGCCCUCGCCGCCGUCGCCUUCGCCGCCGUCGCCCUCG
Messenger RNA from Astrephomene gubernaculifera, 865 nucleotides. The record is from the annotation of a GenBank genome assembly. Lineage: Eukaryota; Viridiplantae; Chlorophyta; Chlorophyceae; Chlamydomonadales; Astrephomenaceae.